Messenger RNA from Empidonax traillii (willow flycatcher), 4203 nucleotides. RefSeq names its product BRISC and BRCA1-A complex member 2. Lineage: Eukaryota; Metazoa; Chordata; Aves; Passeriformes; Tyrannidae. The transcript has 9 exons. Gene Ontology annotation, cellular component: BRCA1-A complex; BRISC complex. The annotation marks the transcript as partial. Gene Ontology annotation, biological process: double-strand break repair. The record is from RefSeq and is a predicted model, not a curated record.
GGGAUAUAAUUUUCAAUGCCCACUAUCCUGACCUGCCACCAGAUUUUAUCUUUGGAGAGGAUGCUGAAUUUUUGCCCGAUCCUUCUGCCUUGCAUAAUUUAGCUUCUUGGAAUCCUUCAAACCCUGAAUGCCUCCUGCUUGUUGUGAAAGAGCUUGUGCAGCAGUAUCACCAAUUCCAGUGUGGCCGAUUACGUGAGAGCUCUCGUCUCAUGUUUGAAUAUCAGACUUUACUAGAAGAGCCCCAGUAUGGAGAAAACAUGGAGAUCUAUGCUGGCAAAAAAAACAACUGGACUGGAGAAUUCUCAGCUCGCUUCCUGUUGAAGUUGCCUGUCGAUUUCAGCAACAUUCCUACAUACCUUCUCAAGGAUGUGAAUGAAGAUCCUGGAGAAGAUGUUGCACUUCUCUCUGUUAGUUUUGAGGAUGCAGAAGCUACUCAGGUUUUUCCGAAGCUGUACCUCUCCCCACGUAUUGAACAUGCGCUUGGAGGAUCAUCCGCCCUUCACAUCCCAGCCUUUCCUGGUGGAGGUUGUCUUAUUGACUAUGUACCCCAAGUAUGCCAGCUACUUACAAACAAGGUACAGUAUGUUAUUCAGGGAUACCAUAAGAGAAGAGAGUACAUUGCAGCUUUCCUGAGUCACUUUGGAACCGGUGUGGUGGAAUAUGAUGCAGAAGGCUUCACAAAGCUCACUCUGUUGCUGAUGUGGAAAGAUUUUUGCUUCCUUGUUCAUAUUGACUUACCCCUGUAUUUCCCACGAGACCAACCAACCCUAACGUUUCAGUCCGUCUACCACUUCACCAACAGUGGCCAACUGUACUCCCAAGCCCAAAAGAACUACCCUUACAGCCCACGCUGGGAUGGCAAUGAAAUGGCCAAGAGAGCAAAGGCAUAUUUCAAGACAUUUGUCCCUCAGUUCCAGGAGGCAGCAUUUGCUAAUGGGAAGCUUUAGGCAGCCUCAGGCAUGGAAACGAUACUGAACAGAUCCUUGAGUUUGCGCAUGUCAGCCCACAAGAAGAAUGCCUGGAAAUGGGACGGACUGUCGAUAUGUGCUUUCUUGCCUCUGAAGUGAUUUGGGUAGCUUCACUUUUUGAAACAAAGACCUCAGUAGCAUGCUUAGAACUGAAUAUUUGAUAUUCUUCUUGUCCCUUUGCCUCUGCCACCACCAUUCCUUUAUAUAUCUUCUGAAUUAAGUUUAAAAAGGGUGUGUUUUGAUGUGAUAACACUUUCUUGUGCCAACAGUGUCCCGUAUGUUAUGCCUUGUUUCCUUGUCUUCAGAUGGUCUAAACUGGGAUUUCUUACCCCAUGGAAAUAUGAUGUAGUCUGUAUAUUUAGUUAACAUUUUCAGCUUAUCCUAAGAAAACAUAAAACUGCUGUGUGUACCAGGUAUGCCUAAUGGACUGUACAGUGCCAUAUUCUGCCUUGGAGGUUUGCGUCUCACUGUGGCUGUUACUCUCACAGGUAUGGACAUGAGUUGCACAAACUCAAUUCUUAGUGCCUUUCCAGUUGAAGUUAAUAUGGCAAGGUGUUUGAGGGUUGGCGUGGGGUUUUUUAACAUUUCUGUUCAAAGCUCAUCUUACGUGAAAUGCUGUGCUUUUAUGCUUUGUUUUUAUUUCCAGUUGUAGAGUUUUCGUUCAUUUUGGUUCGUUUUUCUGAUGAGCUCCCCUUGCCAUUACAGAAAAGUUCUGUAGUACGAAUGUGCAAGGAACUAGAAGCAGUAUAACAAAAUAAAGCUCUUUCAUAGAUCUGUAAUUUUUCCAAAUAAGAUAAAUACUGCUCAGAAGCAAACUUUCAUCAAGGGAAUGAAUGAUGUCUUGGAAAAUAACAUGAAAUAAUGUAGGGCUAUAGGUAUUUAUCUUAAUGCUUAAGUUCAGCAUGUCUUCUCAGAAAUAAUUUUGCGUGUAUAUAACUGGAAACAUUACCUCCCCUAAUUCUAAACUGCCAAACACAAAAUCCCACCUACUCAUCCCUUCUUUCCUGCUUGUGUCAGGCGCACCAUUUGGGGCUAACUGUCACGAUGCCACUUCCCAAAUUAAUUUGUGAAUAGACCAGGGUACUUUCCAGUAAGGAAUAAAAUGAACAGUGUAUGUUGCUUAUAAAUGGCAUCUGGAAAAUGUGCCCUACUUCUGCAAAAUAUAAGGAACUAAGUGAAUAGUAUGCAGAUGAUACAGUGGAACUGGAAAACAUUUAAUUUUAAAUUAUGCACUAUAGCACCACGUGCAAUGAAAUCUUAUGGAAUUACUUGAUUGGCAGUAUUCUCCUACCCUUUCUGCAACUUGUUAUUUUACAUGAAAAAUAGUGCUUUUGAGGGUUUAUGUCCACCUAGGAAAUGCAGAUGGGUUUUGAGCAGUGAAGCUUAAUAAUUAAGAAUUAUGCAAAUAAUUCGCCUCUAGAAACUUCAGGUAUUUUUAGCUAGUUUAUGGGCAAAAUUUAAUUUAUGCUUAAUACUGAAGUUCUUGGCUGUAAAAUUAGCUGCAAACAACAUCAGAAGCCUUAUUGUAACUCUGCAGAGGAGGGGGCAUAUUCUGUCCCGUGACCCAUCCCUUUGUGAUUUCCAAUGCAUUAUUUGAGGACUGCCAACAGCUCCAAAGGUCUGAGCCUGAAUUCCCUCUGUGGAGACAUUGCAUGAGGCUUUUGCAUGCAAACCAAAACUUAGAGCAGAUGUGGAAGGUAAUGGCUUUGUGUGAAUGGCAAAACCAUAACUGAACAGCUUUAAGUGACUGGGAACAAGCAUUGUUCAGUGCACUGGGAUGAUCUCACAUUUGCAUUUCUUCAGGUAAAAGCCAAAGCCACGUAUUUAAGAAUAAGCCAACCUUGUAAAUGGGGUGGGAGAAGGAGGAUGGCUAAUGAAAAACAUAUGUUCUCAUAGUGUUCAAAAUCUGAUAGGAACAAUCUCCAGCCAUCUUCAGAAGGUAAAAACCAAGCCCUCAAGUUGCAUCAGUACAUUCCUGUAAUCUUACAUUUUAUGACCUUGUGUUUGAUUCAGCAUUGUAGUGAUUGCCCCAUGAACACAGUGUGUGCUUACAUACCUGAUUGUCCAGGUGGCACCACUAUUUAUUUUUUUUAUCUUUUCAGAAAUUGCCAUGAUUCAAAGGCUAGCAGUCACAAAACAUUUCGGAAAGAGAUCCAUUCUUCAUAAUUAAGAUUAUUUUCAACCAAAAAUGCAUCCUUCACCUCAGUCCCAGUAAUUUUGGACAAAGAACUGUUUUAUUAUUAAAAGACUAAGAGUUUUAGAAGCCAGGUAAGAAAAUACUUUGAAGGUACAUAAAGUCUAAACCAGCAGUUCCUUGUGUUGAAUUCCGUAGUUUCAUCAGCUCUCCAGUAACGUACAUGGGAACAAACCAGUAGUUUCAGUCUCAGUUUAUGUCAUGCUACAAUUGGUAGUAUUUAGGGAAAAAAAAGUAAAAUAAAAAGGUGGAAAACAUGGGAAACUGUACUGUUUGUGUUUAAGAUAAAGUUUGCAAGCCCAUCGAUUCUUAGAUUAAAGAAAAGGCGUUUUCAUUACACUUAAUAAACAUUUUCUUUAACCUGCACAGAAUUUUAUGGAUCCCUUCCUUAUAGUCCUCAGAAGUAUUAGAAGUGUUAGCACUGCAAAUGGGGUAUUGGAAGAAAAGACACUGAAAUGAGUGAAAGCUUCUCUCCAGAAGAAGGAUUACCAUGUAAAUACUACACCAGAAAAGAGAUUUAGUUUGACUAAUUUUAUAUCAUUGAAGGCAUUUGAGUUAGCCACGAAAGUUGGGAUCUAGUAAGCUGGAGUUAUUUCUGUUAUCUCCUGUUUUAUUAUAAUAUCCAUUGUGGCCAGUUUAAUGACACAGAGACUUUCAGCGCUUCCUUCCCUAUUAUGUAAUAUAUGCAGUUGAAAGGAGCAGUCAGAUCUAGGCUGUUUUCCUUGGUUUAUGAGAAUCACAAAACAUAAAGGCGAAAAAUAGCAGUGUUGCAAACAUAUCAGAAAGCCUAAGCUCAACUCUUGUCACAGUUCUGACUGAAAGAAAUGCAGUAAGGCUUUAGUUACUAAGCCCUAUUAAUGCACGAUUUUCCAAAGGUCCUUAAACUGCAAAUGUGCUGUCAAGCCUUUAUUCGUCUGCAUACAUAUUCCACUGUGCUAGAAGUAAUACCAAAUCUUACGGAUUUAAAGUCAGACUUCUUGUGAACUUGCUGGAAAGACUGGACAAACAGCUGGAAGAAUAAAUAAAAGUAACUAUAUCAUA